GCGAGGGAGGCGUGCCCUGGGAAAAGCCGAAACUGAGACUUAAAGAGUGAGGGACCAGAGCAGAGAGGGUAACCUGGAGGAGGGCUCUGCAAGUGAUGUGAGGUCGACUCUUCAGGUUCAUUUCCAUAGCUUUCUUGCAGCCUCUUCCUCGGAGAGUUAGGUCUCGUUACUGAGUUCAGCGGUACCAGAUUGCAGCGGGGCUGAUUUGGGGACUGGGCAUUUGCCAUUCCGCUGGACAGUGUUUUUGUAUAUUUAAAUUUUUUGCAGGUUUUAGGUAAUGGGCAGAUCAGAAAGUCGGAUGGAUAUAACUGAUAUCAACACACCAAAGCCAAAGAAGAAACAGAGAUGGACCCCAUUGGAGAUCAGCCUCUCCGUCCUCGUCCUGCUGCUCACCAUCAUUGCAGUGACAAUGAUUGCUCUCUAUGCAACCUAUGAUGAUGGUAUUUGCAAGUCAUCAGAGUGCAUAAAAUCAGCCGCUCGACUGAUCCAGAACAUGGAUGCCACUGUUGAGCCUUGUGCAGACUUUUUCAAAUAUGCUUGCGGAGGCUGGUUGAAACGUAACGUCAUUCCGGAGACCAGCUCUCGUUACAGUAACUUUGACAUUUUAAGAGAUGAAUUAGAAGUCGUUUUGAAAGAUGUCCUUCAGGAACCCAAAACUGAAGAUAUAAUAGCAGUGCAGAAAGCAAAAAUGUUAUAUAGAUCUUGUAUAAAUGAAACUGCUAUUGAGAGCAGAGGCGGGAAACCUCUACUUAGACUGUUGCCAGAUAUAUAUGAUUGGCCAGUGGCACUAGAAAACUGGGAGCAAAAAUAUGGUUCUUCUUGGACAGCUGAGAAAUCUAUUGCACAACUGAAUUCUAAAUAUGGAAAAAAAGUCAUUAUUAAUUUCUUUGUUGGCACUGAUGAUAAAAACUCUACGAAUCAUAUAAUUCAUAUUGACCAACCUCAACUUGGCCUGCCUUCCAGAGACUACUAUGAAUGCACUGCAGCAUAUAAAGAGGCUUGUACGGCAUAUGUGGAUUUUAUGAUUUCUGUGGCCAAAUUGAUUCGUCAGGAAAGAGGACUGCCCAUAGAUGAAAACCAGCUUUCUUUGGAAAUGAAUAAAGUUAUGGAUUUGGAAAAAGAAAUUGCCAAUUCAGUGAAAACAGUAAUACUGGAUGAUGAUGAUAGCACUAAACUCGUUAGGCCACGUGAGCGGACAGUCACGGAAGCUACAACUAAAUCUGAAGAUCGAAAUGAUCCAAUGCUUCUUUAUAACAAAAUGACAUUAGCUGAGGUCCAAAAUAAAUUUUCACUGGAAUUCAGUGGGAAGCCAUUCAGCUGGUCAAAUUUCACAAAUGAAAUCAUGUCAACCGUGAAUAUCAAUAUUCCACAUGAGGAAGAAGUGAUUGUUUAUGCUCCAGAAUAUUUAACCAAUCUUAAGCUCAUUCUUGCCAAAUAUUCUGCCAGAGAUCUUCAAAAUUUAAUGUCCUGGCGGUUCAUAAUGGAUCUUGUAAGCAGCCUCAGCCGAAACUACAAGGAGUCCAGAAAUGCUUUCCGCAAGGCUCUUUAUGGCACAACAUCAGAAACAGCAACUUGGAGACGCUGCGCAAACUAUGUCAAUGGGAAUAUGGAAAAUGCCGUGGGAAGGCUCUAUGUGGAAGCGGCAUUUCCUGGAGAUAGUAAACAUGUGGUUGAGGAUUUAAUUGCCCAGAUCCGGGAGGUUUUUAUUCAGACUUUAGAUGACCUAACUUGGAUGGAUGCAGAAACAAAAAAGAAAGCUGAGGAAAAGGCCUUAGCAAUUAAAGAAAGAAUUGGCUAUCCUGAUGACAUUAUUUCAAAUGACGACAAACUGAAUAAUGAGUACCUUGAGUUGAGCUACCAGGAAGAAGAAUACUUUGAGAAUAUAAUUCAAAACUUGAAGUUUGGCCAAAAUAGACAACUAAAGAAGCUUCGAGAAAAGGUGGACAAGGAUGAGUGGAUAAGCGGAGCAGCUGUAGUCAAUGCAUUUUACUCGUCAGGCAGAAAUCAGAUAGUCUUCCCAGCUGGCAUUCUGCAGCCACCCUUUUUCAGUGCCCAGCAGCCUAAGUCAUUGAACUAUGGGGGCAUUGGCAUGGUCAUAGGACACGAAAUCACCCAUGGCUUCGAUGACAAUGGCAGAAAUUUUAACAAGGAUGGAGACCUUGUUGACUGGUGGACUCAACAGUCUGCAAAUAAUUUUAAAGACCUGUCCCAGUGCAUGGUGUACCAGUAUGGGAACUUCUCCUGGGACCUAGCGAAUGGACAGCAUCUCAAUGGAAUUAAUACACUGGGAGAAAACAUUGCUGAUAAUGGUGGUAUUGGCCAAGCAUACAGAGCCUAUCAAAACUAUGUUAAAAAGCAUGGUGAAGAAAAAUUACUUCCUGGACUUGACCUCAAUCACAGACAACUGUUCUUCCUGAAUUUUGCCCAGGUGUGGUGUGGAACCUACAGGACGGAGUAUGCACUCAACUCCAUUAAAACAGAUGUGCACAGUCCAGGCAAUUUCAGGAUUAUUGGGACUUUGCAGAACUCUCCUCAGUUUUCAGAAGCCUUCCAUUGUCACAAGAAUUCAUACAUGAAUCCAGAAAAGAAAUGCCGGGUUUGGUAAUCUUCAGAAGAAGUGGUGCAGCCCUUGGCUAAGCUUGCCCAAAUCACAGAAAUGGGGAACUCUAUCAGAGAGAGAAGGGGUCAGAGAGGUCACUGAUUACAUGGAGGUAGUUCACAGGGGUGAGAACAUGGCAAUAAAAAUGAAGUUUGGUUAUUCUGGAAAAGGUGUGGAGGGAGGAAGGGUCUAAUGUCUAUCAAAUCACUCAUUCUCACUGUCUAAAUUAUGCUUAAUCUCUAGACAGAAUAUUACCAUUCAUUUCAGUUUCCCAUAUGAUCUGCCAAUUUGAUGUUGUCUCUUGAUGUGGACCGAAAUUUCUAAUGAAAGGGAGAAAGAAAAGGUAGAAUAAUUCACUUGGCCCCAAAAGUACAGCAGUAGCAUAAGAGUUAAAAACAUGAGGCCUGUGUACCUAUUUUUACCUUUAUUUGCAACAUUUACACUCCUUCAGAACUCUUCCAAAGAAAUCUUAUACAUAUUGGGGCCUUGGGACUCAACAUAGUUUUAAUCUAAUUUUACCAGUUAUCAGUUAUUCAUUCUGAGAGUAUUCUAAGCACUCUUAGGGCUAAAAUGAAUGUCUAAAACUGUUUUUUGUUGUACCUGUUUCCACUGAUAAUGAGAUUCUUGAGGCUCCCUGCAAUUUUCUAAGCAGUUUCUUGUUCUCUCUCAAAACUUGGUCUUUUUAAGAGAUUUGUAGUAAUGUAUAAAUAAUAAUUUUUAUAUUUAAUUAUUAACUACAUUUAUGACUAAAUAAUUGUUAUUAUAAGUAACCAUUGAAUAUUGAAGCUUCAGAUCAAGAUAAAUAGUUAAUGAACCAACAAGGUCUGUAAAAUGAUGUACAGAUAAAGAUUUGAGACUUUUUAAACUUAUAAAUCAUAUUGAUGAAAAGCUUUAAGCACAAACUUUGGGUUAAAAACUACCCCUGGACAGUUGGCUAGAGGUACAUAAGAGUUGUGGUUUAAAGAUAACAUAAGAGUUGUAGUUUAUAACCAGGAUUUUCAAAGUGAAAUCUUCUCUGAGGGUGGCUAUGAUAAAAGGGCACAACUGCAUUUAUGUAGCUCUGCAUCUCCUGUCUUUUCAGAUUUGUCAUGAUGCAAAUAUUUUGAUAAUAAAUUGAAAUUGUGAACCCA
Bubalus bubalis (water buffalo) is the source of this 3729-nucleotide messenger RNA. It is a transcript of the gene MME, whose product is annotated as membrane metalloendopeptidase. The transcript has 24 exons. Gene Ontology annotation, biological process: protein processing; amyloid-beta clearance. NCBI's taxonomy places the organism in Eukaryota, Metazoa, Chordata, Mammalia, Artiodactyla, Bovidae. Gene Ontology annotation, molecular function: metalloendopeptidase activity. The coding region runs from base 278 to 2605 and encodes 775 amino acids. The record is from RefSeq and is a predicted model, not a curated record. Gene Ontology annotation, cellular component: plasma membrane.